This is a messenger RNA of Clunio marinus, 2629 nucleotides long. The record is from the annotation of a GenBank genome assembly. Lineage: Eukaryota; Metazoa; Arthropoda; Insecta; Diptera; Chironomidae.
ACCGCUGACAUUUCACGAUAAAAAACAAGUAAACAAACGACGAAAAAAUAAAUUUUUAGGAACAACUAAUAAUUAAAGUCUUAAAGAAGGAAAAGCCGAUCACAAUUAAAUAUUGUAUACUUGCAGAAAACGAGUAAAUUUCGAGUAAAAACAACCAGUUCAAAAGACAAUGGGAAAUUGUGCGGUUAUUGGUUGCAGGCCUUUCUCUAAACUUGAUAAUCCUAAGAACGACAAGCGUGUACGAUUUUUUCCAUUCCCAAAGGAACAACCAUGGAAAGAUAUUUGGAUUACUUUUACACGUCGUGGUAGUGAUUUUGAAGUUACUAGUAGCAGCGGUAUUUGUGAAGAACACUUUUCUCGUGCAGAUUUUAAUGUCAAAAAGAAAAACAAAAUUUUAAAGAAAGAAGCUGUUCCAACAAUUUUUAAACGCGAAACCUCGGACGGUGGUCUGGAGACCGUAGUUUUAACUUUCGAUAGGUCUAUACUUCAUUAUCUAGACGCUGAUACUUUGCUCCCUCCUGCAUACGAUAAGGAAAAAAGAAUUCAAGAUAUCCUUGAAAAACGUAACACUAUGGUGAAAGAAAUAUUGCAGUCAUGUCGAUUUUGUUCUGAAAGUGAAAAAGAUCUUCUGCCGAUAAAUAAAUUAGAAGAUUAUACAAUUAAUCCCACAGAUAUGAUAAAUUUUCUUGGCAUCGCAUCAGAUAAAAAUUUUUUUAGUGAUUUAAUUUGUGAGGAAUGUUUUCAACAAAUCAUCACUCUUGAUGCAUAUGGGAAGAGAUGUCAAAGAGCUCAACACAAUCUCAUUGAAGAAAUUAAAGUUCUUGAGGCAAACUUAGAAAAGCUUGAUAAGAUGUCCUUGUAUGAGAAUUUAUUUGAUGAAACAGUAGCAUGGAACUGUGAAGAUGAUAAUAAUUUCAGCGAUGAUGCCCAGUCAGAAAUAAAAAAUGACGACUCAAUCAAGAAUGAUAUCAAAAUUAAAAAAGAUGUUGAUGUGAAAGAGGAAAAUCUAAACGAAACUGAGAUGACUUAUGCUUUCUCUGAAAUAAUGAUCAAGGUAGAAAAGUUAGACGAUUCAGUUAUACAAAAUGUGGUAACAGAUAAUGUCACCACCUUUCAUCCCCAAUUCACGAUCAAUUAUGAUAGUAGUAAUUCUAUAAACAAUGAUUGCACAGAUUUUAUUGAUGCUAUAGACUCAGACAUUUCAGAUUUAGAAGCUAAUCCUGAUGAUUCCGUUCUGAAAGCGAUUGAAAAAAACAAAGCUUCGUCGAAAAAAACAUUGAUUGAUACUGCUGAAAACUUGAAGACGUCAACUGCAAGAAAAAGAAAGCAAGAAAAAAUGAAUCUUCAAGAUUCAGAAACAAAACCCGAUAAUUCUAAAGAGUCUAAAAAAAGCAAAAUUUCUGUUGAGAAUCCAACGACUGUUGCUAAAAAUAAAAAAGAAUUAAAAACAAAUAAUAAAAAAUCGAAAAUAAGCAGUCCUGAGGAUUCCGAUGAUUCAGAUUUUGAAAUUAAACCAAAAAAAUCUGUUACGAGAAAGUAUAAUAAAACCAAAACUUCGACAAAAGCAACGACGAGCAAAAAGAAGGAAGAUGUUAAGGAAAAUUCGGUAGCAGAUAAAGCUGGAGAAAAAUCAAACUCAGAAAAACAGAAAAUAGUUGUAAAGAGGAAGCCGGCUCCUAAUCUCAAAUCUCACGAAUGUUACUUUUGUGGUCUGAAGUAUGCUGGAAAAGUGGCUUUUAAAGGACAUCGAAAUGUCUGCGAACAGAAAACUGUGAUAUGUGAAUUCGAAAAUUGUGGAAAGACAUUUUCAUCAUUGAGUGGGAUUAACAUGCAUAAUUUACACAUUCACAAGCUCCCAAAAAUUUCCAGAUUUUUUUGCACCUGUUGUAGAACUACUAUGGUGAAAUCAGAAGAAGAUUUUAACCAACAUUUUCGACUGUGUGAAAGUAAUGCAAUCGAGUCAGUUUCAAAUCAAUCCGCCACAUGUGAUAAAUGUGAAAAAGUUUAUCCAUCACAGAGACAUUUAGCUGCUCAUAUGAUGUUUCACUCAAUUCCAACUAAGAAAACAUAUAAGAAGAAGGCAGAAAAGAGCGGAUUCUUCAUAUGCGACACUUGUGGCAAAAAUUUCCCGUUUCGAUCAUACUUACGAGAUCAUAUCAGACGAAUGCAUCCACCACCAAAUCCAAAUCCAACAGUUUAUGAAUGCGACUAUUGUGGAACAACGAGAAAUUAUCGAAGACUUAUUUCAAAGCAUAUUCGAAAUGUCCAUAGGCAAGAUAUAUCGACUUGUCCACAUUGUGGCAAGAUCUUCAGAAACAAAUCACUUCUUCAAUCUCACAUGAUCUAUCAUCAAGACAGCAAACGCAUUCAUUUCUGUCCAAUGUGUCCAACCAGACCACCCUAUGCGAAAGCAAUUGGAUUAAGACGUCAUCAAGAAGCAGUUCAUGGCCUUGGACCGGGAUAUCAUUGUGAAAUUUGUUUCAAAAACUUUAAACUUCCAGGAACUUUAGCAAAUCAUAAGUUUCUUGUUCAUAAGAUUGCACGGACAAGAGUUCAGAUAGGUCAUGCAACAGAAUAUGCUAAAGAAUAAAAUGAAUUAAAGAAUAAAAUAUUAAAUAAAUUUUUCUCA